Molecule: messenger RNA, 1450 nt
Organism: Camarhynchus parvulus
Lineage: Eukaryota; Metazoa; Chordata; Aves; Passeriformes; Thraupidae
Product: histidine-rich glycoprotein-like
Exons: 4
Coding region: 125-1450 (441 amino acids)
Source: RefSeq, a predicted model, not a curated record
CCGCUGAGGGCCCUGCAGGAAAUGCGGGAGCAGCGGCUGCGCGAGCUGCAGAGCCGGAACGUGUCCGGGCUGCGCGAGGCCCUGCAGAGGAAAAUCGAGGCCCUGGAGCUGCAGCUGCGUCUCCAUGGCAACGGCUCCCAUCACCACGGCAACCACCACAGUCACCACGGCAACCACCAGGAGAAGCAUCCCCACGGUUUCCAUGGCAACCACCACGAGGAGAAGCAUCCCCACGGUCUCCACGGCAACCACCACGAUCACCACGGCAACCACCACCACGAGAAGCACGGGGACCACGCCGAGCAUCACGGUUACCACGGCAACCACCACCACCACCACCACCACCAGGAGAAGCAUCCCCACGAUCACCAUGGCAACCACCAUGAGGAGAAGCACAGGGACCACCACGACGGUCACCAUGGCAACCACCACCCCCACCACCCCCACCACCACGAAGCAUCCGCACGGUCUCCAUGGCGACCACGACGGUCGCCAUGGCAACCAGCACCACCAGGAGACGCACGGGGACCACCUGAGCGGUCGCCACGGCGACCGCCAUCACAGUCACCAUGGCGACCACGACGGUCACCAUGGAGACCACCGUGAGAAGCACGGGGACCACCACGACGGUCACCAUGGCAACCACCACGAGAAGCAUCCGCAUGGUUUCCAUGGCAACCACGACAACGACGACGACGAUGAUGAAGAGAAGCAUCCCCACGGUCUCCAUGGCAACCACGGCGGUCUCCAUGGCAACCACCAGCACGAGGAGAAGCACGGGGAGCACCACGACGGUCACCAUGGCAACCACCACCACGAGAAGCAUCCCCACGGUUUCCAUGGCAACGACGACGAUCUCCACGGCAACCACCACCACGAGAAGCAUCCCCACGGUUUCCAUGACAACCUCAACAGUCUCCAUGGCAACCACCACCAGGAGAAGCAUCCCCACGGUCUCCAUGGCAACCACGCCCCCCACGAUCACCACGGCGACCGCGAGAAGGACCACGGCGACCGCCCCGACGGUUUCCAUGGCAACCAGCAUCACCCCCUUGGUUACCACGGCAACCGCGCCAAGGCCGCCGACCCCGCCCAGCCCCACGGUUACCAUGGCAACCGCAGCGGCAUCCUCCAUAACAACCACCCGCCCGGUCUCCAUGGCAACGGCAAACCCGGCAACCGGCUGGAGGGCGGUAACCAUGGCAACCGGCAUCCGCUCCACGGCAACCACUACACUUCCGGGGCGGUUUCCGCGUGUCCUUCCCCCUGCGCACCAAUUACAUGUUCGCGAGUUCGGAACUUGGGCGCGGGUCCGCUGUGCAAUGUGGGCGGCUUGUGGGGCCCCAACUUGGGCACCCCUUCUGGGGAUCUUGCGGGCAAAUUUGGGGCAAAUUUAGGGCUGCUCUCUUGGGCGGCCUUUCGGCUGCUCGUCGAUGACCAGAUUUUUUGA